Procambarus clarkii (red swamp crayfish) is the source of this 1197-nucleotide messenger RNA. RefSeq names its product adhesive plaque matrix protein-like. Lineage: Eukaryota; Metazoa; Arthropoda; Malacostraca; Decapoda; Cambaridae. The record is from RefSeq and is a predicted model, not a curated record.
AUGACUGACAGGUCCCGUGCCAUGUCAAGUAUGACUGACAGGUCCCGAGCCAUGCCAAGUAUGAUUGACAGGUUCCGUGUCAUGCCAAGUAUGACUGACAGGUCCCGUGUCAUGCCAAGUAUGACUGACAGGUCCCGUGCCAUGCCAAGUAUGACUGACAGGUCCCGAGCCAUGCCAAGUAUGACUGACAGGUCCCGUGUCAUGCCAAGUAUGGCUGACAGGUCCCGUGUCAUGUCAAGUAUGGCUGACAGGUCCCGUGCCAUGCCAAGUAUGACUGACAGGUCCCGUGCCAUGCCAAGUAUGACUGACAGGUCCCGUGCCAUGCCUAGUAUGACUGACAGGUCCCGUGCCAUGCCAAGUAUGACUGACAGGUCCCGUGCCAUGUCAAGUAUGACUGACAGGUCCCGUGUCAUGCCAAGUAUGACUGACAGGUCCCGUGUCAUGCCAAGUAUGACUGACAGGUCCCGUGCCAUGUCAAGUAUGACUGACAGGUCCCGUGUCAUGCCAAGUAUGACUGACAGGUCCCGUGUCAUGCCAAGUAUGGCUGACAGGUCCCGUGCCAUGCCAAGUAUGACUGACAGGUCCCGUGCCAUGCCAAGUAUGGCUGACAGGUCCCGUGCCAUGCCAAGUAUGACUGACAGGUCCCGUGCCAUGCCUAGUAUGGCUGACAGGUUCCGUGCCAUGCCUAGUAUGGCUGACAGGUCCCGUGCCAUGCCAAGUAUGACUGACAGGUCCCGUGCCAUGCCUAGUAUGGCUGACAGGUCCCGUGCCAUGCCAAGUAUGAUUGACAGGUUCCGUGCCAUGCCAAGUAUGACUGACAGGUCCCGUGCCAUGCCUAGUAUGGCUGACAGGUCCCGUGCCAUGCCUAGUAUGGCUGACAGGUCCCGUGCCAUGCCAAGUAUGAUUGACAGGUUCCGUGCCAUGCCAAGUAUGACUGACAGGUCCCGUGCCAUGCCUAGUAUGGCUGACAGGUCCCGUGCCAAGCCUAGUAUGGCUGACAGGUCCCGUGCCAUGCCAAGUAUGGCUGACAGGUCCCGAGCCAUGCCAAGUAUGGCUGACAGGUCCCGUGCCAUGCCUAGUAUGGCUGACAGGUCCCGUGCCAUGCCUAGUAUGGCUGACAGGUCCCGUGCCAUGCCAAGUAUGGCUGACAGGUUCCGUGCCAUGCCAAGUAUGGCUGACAGGUCCCGAGCCAAUUAA